AUUGGCCCUACGGAAAAAUGAAAAUAACAUUAACCAAGAUGGCGCCGGGCGAGACAGAAAAGUAACAGGAGAAUAGAACAACAAGCGACACAACUACACAACAGUGUGAAUCUAUUUGACCCGCGCAGCUCGUUCAGACCAGACCUCUUGCUCACCAACGGGGACACUGUCCACCACAUGCCGAGAGACGGCGUCGGGACAUAUAAUUACACAGCUAACUGUUUGCUAACUAGCUGCUAAAGUAGCUAGCAUAGCUAACGCUGGCUAACUGCGGAAGGCGACGGAGGAGAGAGCAGGCAGCUCGAAGUACAAGCUGACAAGUCAAGCUAAUCUCCUUAAAAACCGAGCGACAUUUUCGUUUGAUAGAUUAAGCAGCGCGCCGGGUCGUCCGAACCGACGGGUCUCCGGGGAAAUUAACGUUUGACCGCCGAUAAGACGAGCAGAAAAGACGAGGAGAGGCGUCAUCGUUGCCGAUCUGACGCCAUGGCUCACUCUCCUAUUCAGAGUGGACUGCCGGGGAUUCAGAAUUUCAAAGCUGACCCGGAGGAGCUGUUCACCAAGCUGGAGAGGAUAGGAAAGGGCUCUUUUGGUGAAGUUUUCAAAGGCAUCGACAAUCGGACUCAGAAAGUUGUGGCUAUAAAAAAUAUCGAUCUGGAGGAAGCAGAGGAUGAAAUAGAGGACAUUCAACAGGAAAUCACAGUUCUCAGCCAGUGUGACAGCCCGUUUAUCACCAAGUAUUUUGGAUCCUAUCUCAAGGGGACAAAAUUAUGGAUUAUUAUGGAAUAUUUGGGUGGAGGAUCAGCCCUGGAUUUGUUGGAACCAGGUUCUCUGGAUGAAACCCAGAUUGCCACAAUUCUGAGAGAGAUCCUCAAGGGACUUGAGUAUUUGCACUCUGAGAAGAAAAUCCACAGAGAUAUCAAGGCUGCCAACGUCUUGCUGUCAGAACAAGGCGAGGUGAAGCUGGCAGACUUCGGAGUGGCCGGACAGUUGACAGACACGCAGAUAAAGAGGAACACAUUUGUUGGAACACCAUUUUGGAUGGCGCCUGAAGUUAUAAAGCAAUCUGCCUACGACUCAAAGGCCGACAUCUGGUCAUUAGGGAUAACGGCAAUAGAGCUGGCUAAAGGAGAGCCACCUCACUCUGAGCUUCACCCCAUGAAGGUUUUAUUCCUCAUCCCGAAGAACAACCCCCCAACACUGGAAGGAAACUACAGUAAACCACUGAAAGAAUUUAUUGAAGCCUGUUUAAAUAAGGAGCCUAGUUUUAGGCCAACUGCCAAAGAGCUGUUGAAGCACAAGUACAUUGUAAGGCACGCCAAAAAGACUUCCUAUCUGGCAGAGCUGAUCGACAGAUACAAGAGGUGGAAGUCGGAGCAGUCUCGAGACGAAUCCAGCUCCGGUGAAUCUGAUGAGGAGACAGAUGACCAAGCAUCUGGAGGCAAUGACGCCAGCAAUGACGACUGGAUUUUCAACACCAUCAGGGAGAAGGACCUGAAAAAGGUUCUGAAUGGGGCAGCGCAGCCCGCUGAGCUCGAAAGAACAGAGGUGCAGGAGAAUCCAAAGAGGCCUUUGUCACAAAGCUUGUCAUCAAUAUUUUCUCCAUUGUUUUCUGAGCUGAAAGAAAAGAGUGAGACAAGUAAUGGCAAGCCAGAGGUUGCAGAGGAGCUACGGACGGCCAUUUUCCUGGCAGAAGAAACACACCCUGGCAUCUGUGACUCCCUGGUGGCUGAACUAGUGCAGAGACUUCAGAGGUUUUCUGUGCCACAGGCAGCUGCCGCUCAGUGAGACGAGCUACAUUCAACUCUGCUCUUAAGUUUCCACCCUGGUGGCAGCAGUCAGAUCUUUUCCUCUGACCUCCACAGCCAGGAUGAAGUCUCCCAGGAAGGUCUCCAUCACUCAUUUGCUUGAAGCGAAACCUGGCCCAACUUAUCUUGUAUGUCUGUUUUUAGGCUAGCACUCCACCGGAGGGUCCUAUUCAGGACAGUCGUUUGACAGCCAGUCGGCUGCCACCAUGACUGCCAACUGCUGUAAGAUGUCCCUUCUCAAUACCUCCUUCACAAUGGCUUUAUUUUAAGGGGUGGUGAUAACUAUCUUUUCUGCAAGGACUCUUUGGGUUUGGGGGUAUAGGUGAGUUUGUGGCCUUUUUCACAAAGGUUUACAUUCAGCAUCCUUUUUCUGCGAAAGUUUCCAUGCUUAAUUAAUUGUGUGCAUGUGUGCGUGGCUGUGCGAGAUAUCCUGUGAAACCUGCAGUGAGGAGUGACGAGUGGGUUGAAGCAUUCUAUUGAAAACUCAGGUAUCCUGCUUUAAGUGGAUUGGGUCCUCUGGGAGACGGAAAGAGCUCUAUAGGGUGGUUGUACAAACUUGUAAAUAAGCAAAUUUCUACAGAUUCAUGAAAAAAUAAUAGAGCGUUUGUAAUGGAACCACUGUGUACAAAUGGCCAAAUGCAAACUGUAGAUAAUGGUUGUGAGGUAAAUAUUUUGAGAGACUAAAAUGGCCAUAAAUGAGAUUGCCUUGCCUUUGUACUUGUUCUUUUGUGUAUCAGUCUUUGAUUUCCAAGUAUUCAUCCAGUGAAUGAAAAUGGCUGCCCUCUAUCAUGUUUUACUAUAGAUGUAUUAUAUAUUUCUUAAUUCUCUUUAACUUUUUGGUUUCACACUCGAUGCUACUAUGGCUGUAAUAAUUUUGGAGAAUGUAAAACCAAGUGGCUGGACCAUGCAAGGCCAUUCCAGUUGUAAACACUGGACGCUCUGUUUGCAGUCAUGAUUCCUCAAGGCCUUGAGUUGUGUUGGUGUUUUGGACAUUUUGGCCUCAUUCCCUUUUUUUUUUCUUUUUUUUUUUUUGCUGUGCGCGUUUGAUUGAUCAGAUAAACUGAGGUUUCGUCCAUUCAUUCCAUUAGCGGGCGAUGCCAUCAUCUAUUUUACUACGCAUAAAUCAGCAGUCUCUGUUAGUCUUCCUAGGAGCUGCAGUGGUACCAUCUCCUCAGCGUACCUACAUCUUUGAUUGCACUUCAAGUAUAAAUGCCUUUUACUAUAAAAAAAAAGAGUAGCCAUAAAACAGUAGCACGAGACCUGUGGUAUUUUGCAGGUAUGCACCAUACGAACUGGGACGAAAAGUCCACCUGAAGUCUCAGACUCUGGAGUUGGUCAUGCAGUAUAAGAUUUGCCUGGCUGUAUGUUUCCAUUUGGACUUGUGAGAAGUUUUUCAGUUGUACAGUAAAUUCAUAUAUAGACAUGGACUUCUCACACAGUGAAUGACACUGCUCUCAGUUGUACAUAUUAACAUAAAGCCAGGAGGUUUUCAGAGACCAGCGGCACUGCUACUACUUCUAGUUUAAAACUAAUGUGCAUGAUGGUAUGAACUGUAGAAAGCCUGUUGAUUGGCCGGAGCAGUAUGCGUUGUAGCAUAUCUCUACAGCACUGGAGUGAUGUUGAUUCCUGAACAGAGUCGAAGCAGCCUUAGAGUAUUUGUGAUGAAUGGAAUCAAUAGUAUCAGCUUUAAAAUUGUUAGAUCAAAUGUUUUUGUUACCAUUUCUUCUUCCCCCCCCUCUGGCAUUGAAAUACAUAUGCAGCAAUACUUGUGAGGAAAAGAUCAAAACUAUUUCUUUCAUUCCUUCCCAGAAUAUAACGUGUGCAUGAACAAACUGACUCAUUUUAUUUAAAAGACAAAUCGUGUGGGGUCAGAUCAUUUAUUAUUUUUUUGCCACAUGGCAAUACAUGGCACAGGGGCAAGUGGAAGGAGCAGUUUGACAUUUUGGGAAAUAUAUGUAUUCACUUUCAAGAUUAAUACCAAUCAAAGAUCGCUUUAUUAGAUAUACCUGUACAUUCUAAUGCAUCCAAUACAACAACCCUGCCAUAAAGUUUAAUUUUAUGAUUGAUUUUUUAAUUUAAGCUCAUAGGAGUGUAAAUGUAAUUAUGUUUAAGCAUUGAACUCAUAGUUACUGGUGGCAUUGAAAUAGGGUGCAUUAUAUUCAUGGCUGUUAAUUAUAUUCUGUCCAACAAAUUAACCUUUUAUAUAAGAAUAUAACAAUAACAGUGAUUAAAAACAUAUUUGAAUGUACACAUUUCCAACAAUGUCACCAAAACCUUGAACUUUAAAAAGUUUCAUAAAGAUAGAUGUUAUGGCAGUGCUGUAUUAGGUUAUCAUCUCGUAUUCACAGAAUGUCACAGAAACUGAGAACCGGCGACACGCCCCUUUUUAUUAAAUGAUACGACCUGAACGUAGCUUCAGUUCAAGUAUUUUUCCCCCAAGUGAUUCUUUUAGCAAAUUUAAUUUAACUACAUUUUGAUUAUUCUUUUCUGCUUGCUAAUUGUGAUGGAGUUAAAGUUAGUGAAAUUAAAUUAAGAAACAUAAGACAUUUCCUUUGUUUUCAAAAUGACUCUUCUACUAUUGGUCUUCAUUCAAACUUACGUGAAAUGUGCCAUGUAUGUCCUCCUUCCCAAACUGAUAUGAAUCCAACACAUUUGCGCCUUUUUCCGUGGUCUGAAAUGGAUGACCGCCCUCUGUAUGUGUUGCACUUUGUAGAAAUCUUCUUUCUUUUUUUGUGGUACUUGACGAGGCUACAAUAUGUUGCAAUGACACCGGUUUUAAACAGCCCUCUCAUUCCCAUGUGCUGAACGGCAGUAAAGAAAGCGGUAUGAUGGAGAAGUCAUCUCUUAGCACAAGUAGGCAGGUAUUCUAUUGAACUAUUUUUAUAACCCUGAAGGAGAAGUAUUAUGUUAUAGAGGGUGACAAGUUUGGUUCCGUGAUGUGUUCAAGUUCCACUAAACACUGGAUAGCAAUCACUUAAAAAGGUACAUUUCAUUUUGUGUGAUCUUUGCUGACAGUUUAUAAUCCAGUAUACAUGUUUGCUAAUUCAGACCAGUGCUGUUGGAUUUAUUGGAAGUUGUCAAAUGGUUACGGUGAAAAAUAAAAAUUCAGUACAAAUUUGA
Molecule: messenger RNA, 4925 nt
Organism: Scophthalmus maximus (turbot)
Lineage: Eukaryota; Metazoa; Chordata; Actinopteri; Pleuronectiformes; Scophthalmidae
Gene: stk24a
Product: serine/threonine kinase 24a (STE20 homolog, yeast)
Exons: 11
Coding region: 484-1785 (433 amino acids)
Biological process (GO): protein phosphorylation
Molecular function (GO): protein kinase activity; ATP binding
Source: RefSeq, a predicted model, not a curated record